This is a messenger RNA of Brugia malayi, 426 nucleotides long. RefSeq lists its product as uncharacterized. NCBI's taxonomy places the organism in Eukaryota, Metazoa, Nematoda, Chromadorea, Rhabditida, Onchocercidae. Bases 1 to 426 code for a protein of 141 amino acids. The record is from RefSeq and is a predicted model, not a curated record. The transcript is spliced from 5 exons.
AUGUAUAAAGUGGGUCAUUCGUCAGCAGUGCCCCGUUCAACGUUGGUGUAUAAUGGACGUCGAAACUUACCAGCUCGAUCAGGGAUUUGUGAGAGAACACUGAAUCAAUAUGGUGUUCACAGUGAAAAACCUUGCAGAAAUGAAAUGAAUACGCAAAUCCCUGCACUGUCUAAACGGAUUCAUACUCGUAUGUCAUCAGAUGCUACGAAAUGUAUAAAUAUGGAAACUGUAUCGGUUUUAACGAAAGCAACUGAAGAAUUUCUUCGUACUCCGGAUGGUCAUCCUGAUAAAACUAUCCAGCAUUAUCGACCAAAGGGACAGCUACCAGAAGAUUUCGCACCUUUCGAUGUUGAAGGUUAUUUGACGGAGCGUUUUUUAAGAGAUGUUAACUUGGAUCCAAAAAUUUUAAGUGGUUUUUAUAAAUGA